This is a messenger RNA of Pocillopora meandrina, 3641 nucleotides long. Lineage: Eukaryota; Metazoa; Cnidaria; Anthozoa; Scleractinia; Pocilloporidae. The record is from the annotation of a GenBank genome assembly.
AUGCAGAGUGUACCAGGAUUUCAUGACCACAGUAGGGUUGAGGUUAGUGAUUGUUUGUUUUUUACUGUGUGGAAUUUUGGGCAAGAACUCAGUUAACCCUUCAGCCCUUAAGAGUGGCUAGCAUCUAAUUUCUCCUCACAAUAUCACCCCUGAAUCAAACAUGAAAGUCAUGAGAAUAAAGGAGAUGAUCACCAACCAAAGCAGCUCUUGAUUGUGAAGCAAAUUCUCCUUGUCAGCCUCUGUGGAAAUCUAUGGAGAACAGUAUGGAAAAUAUACAUGCUGAUGUUAGGGUGCAAAGAGUCAACCUUUUAUACCAUAUCAGUACUUGGUAUUCACAUCCUCUACACAGUUCUCUCUCCGUUUUGUUUGGUAAUGGAACAGAGAAUUUUCCAACAACCAGGGCUUUUUAAAUUGGUGAUCAUUUCCAUUUUUUUCCAUGACCUUUUUAUUUGAAUCAUAGGUUAUAUUGAGAGGAUAAAUCAGAGAUCAUUCAAUGAUAGGGGGGUAAGGGUUAACACUUAGUAAGGAAAUUUAUGAAAUAUGAUAGAAUUCUUGCGCAUUUCAUCUGAGCACACUUACUAGAGUUUCAAGUUUAUUUUCCUUUUUCUACUCUAGUAUUUUGACUUUCUUUUUUUGUUAUCUAAUCCUGGUGGGAAUUUACCUGGCUUGUGAUAGUUUUGUCAUGUGACUUUGCUUAUGGUCUUCAUAAAUAUUCCAUAGAUCUUCUGCUAUGCUCUCACUGCUGACGACAGCACCAGCUUUAGAAGAAAGAUUGAGGGAGAUGCAGAGCAUUUUGUUGAUCUGUCAUCCAUUGCUUGUCAUGGGGAAGCUGCUGAUCGCAUUAAUUCGGAUGGCAUUCAUGUCCUUGUCAACAUGAAUGGCUACACCAAAGGAGCCAGAAAUGAAAUCUUUGCACUUCGUCCUGCACCAGUACAGGUAAUUGUGUAAACUGUGGUGGUGGUGAUUUAUGUGCUGAAAAAGUAGUUCAAUUCUGAUUAUUUAUCAAGCUGUGGUUAAUUUCUGAAAUGGGCACAAUUGGUACCUUGUGAUGUUUACAAAAAAUUAAAGAUUGACUGGUUUAAAUGGUCUGAGCUUGUGCAAGGAAAAUUGAUAUACUUUGUACUCUAAAACUCACUUUUUUUAACAUGGCACAUUUUUUUUAAAAUUAAAACAAUAUUGUGCUUCUUAAAGGUCUUCGACCUUUCACUUCUCAAAAGAGAUUAAUGUUGAACUUCUCAGCACAAUUUGGACAUAUAUAUAUAACCCUUUCCACCCUAACAUCAGUGUGCAUAAUCUCCAAACCAACUAUACAUUUCCUGAGGCUGACAAGGAGAAUUUGUUUAACAAUUUUCUUAAGUUGAUAAUAUUUUCCUUAAUCCUCAUGACUUUUGUUUGAAUCAGAAGAGAUACUGUUAGGAGAAGCUAGAUCUCAGUCACUCUCAGAGCUAGAGGAUUCAAGCGAUAAGGAAGGACAAACACAUUGUGACGGUUUUAUCUAGAUAUAUCAACAAAUUCUCCUAACGAAUGCUUAAGGAAGUGUAGAUGAGUAAAUAAUUUUUUGGGAGUUAAAGAUUGUUGAAUGUUAUGUUUAUGAUUGUUAAAGGUUGUGUUUAUGGCAAGACUGAAGUGUAGAAAUUGUGCACUUUUUUUCCAUCAUCUCUGCAGGUAAUGUGGCUGGGUUACCCUGGAACGAGUGGCGCUCCUUAUAUGGAUUAUAUCAUCACUGAUAAAGUCACCUCACCCCUCGAAUUGGCUGAUCAGUAUUCGGAGAGGCUAGCCUACAUGCCUCAUACAUUCUUUGUUGGUGACCACAAGCAGAUGUUUCCGCACCUUAUACAGUACCUGAGAGCGUCUAGUAACCAAAUGAUUGCUGAAGUAACGAAGAAUGGCUUAGUACCAUCUCAUGCUGCGGCGGUGCUUCUCGACGAUGAGAAAAACGACCCAAACUUGGCACCAAAGGUUGGUGCAUUGAUCGAAGAAAAGAAGAGAGAAUACUCUGGAUGCAAGGACAGCGGUGAGAGGAUCCCUUCGACUGUACCUAUCAUUACGCGCUCGCAUUAUGGCCUACCUGAGGAAGCCAUUGUCUAUUGUAAUUUCAACCAGUUGUACAAGAUCGACCCGCCGACUCUACGAAGCUGGGUGAACAUCCUGAAAGAAGUGCCCAACUCUGUGCUGUGGUUGCUCAGAUUUCCUGCAGUAGGAGAACCCAACCUAAAAGCACAGGCCAUGGCGAUGGGGCUUUCCCAAGAGCGCGUAAUCUUCUCCCCAGUGGCGCCUAAAGAAGAACAUGUUCGUCGUGGUCAGCUGGCUGACGUUUGCCUGGAUACUCCUCUGUGCAAUGGUCACACGACUGGCAUGGAUGUCUUGUGGGCUGGAUGUCCCAUGGUGACGCUUCCUCUCGAAACAUUGGCAUCCCGAGUAGCUUCAUCCCAGCUUACAGCACUUGGCUGUCCAGAGCUGAUAGCAAAUAGUCGAGUAGAUUACGAAAAUAUUGCCAUCCGACUUGGAAACGACGCUAACUAGUAAGUGUUGUGUUUUUUAGAACUGUAGUGCGCCUUAUCUUUGGGCUGUAAAUGACGAGUGGGGUGUAGUGUGUUUUUGUUUGUUUUUCGUUUUUUUGCGCAAGACUACCUUAGUGUCCUAAUCCGACGCGCUUAGUUAAAAGUUCCUUUAAACAUGGUGAUCACUUAUCCUCUGUCAAUCAUUUCAAGAGAAAUGUUUGGAUCAAAAUUUUGACUUUGGCAAAGUCUUCAUACAUAGGGUGUUCAACGGGUGGGAAUUUUAGUCAUCCUCGCAGGGUAGGUUCUGGUAAGGUAUAAUAACUUAGUUGUUUAUGAUAGCACUGUUAAUAAAAACUUUACUUUUCUUGUUUCUUUAGCUUGAAGAAAGUAAAGGAUAAAGUAUGGAACGCCCGCCUUCGUAGUCCACUUUUCAAUACGAGGCAAUACGCGCGCGACCUAGAAGGUCUACUGAUCAAGAUUUGGAGAAGACACGAAAGUGGGCUUGAGGCUGAUCAUAUCGCGAUAUGAAUUGUAGGAGUUGCUUACUUUGCUCGGUUUCUUGAAGACGUACAACCUCCGCCGUCAGUCAACAGUCGUAAACUCAACGACGCCACAUUACACGGGAAUGUCAACAGGACGAACAUUUUAGAAUGAGUUAUUUGGAUUGCCUGAUCGUCAGGAAAGAUUGAGUUAGUUUUUUUUACGAGCAAUUGUGUCGCCUAUAAAACUUGCUGCCAACGACUGUUUGGUUUUUGUUUUGGUUUGGUUUAUUUCGCUUGGCCAGCAAGAAGAAUAUGUAGAUUAAGAUUUUCUAUAAGUUAAGGUAAAGAAGUUAUAAAGCGUUUGAAGAAAUAUGUAUAUACUUAAAAUUUUCGUGAUGGUGUGCCCUUGCAUCGUCAGCAACGCUUUCAGUUUUAGAUUUAGUAUGAACAUUUUACGUGGUAAACAUCUUUGCUGAACUGUAACGAGGCGUUAUGGUGCAGUAUUUGCUGCGAAUUAUAGAGAAAGUUAGAACAACCUAAGUAAUAAAUGGUUCACUGAAAUACAUCUAGUUCCAUCUUGUUUUCCUUCGCGGCUCCUGAGGGCGCUUGUGAGAUGCAGAGGCUUACUAGUUGGCUUUUAAAGUAUAUUAAAGUUCAC